This is a messenger RNA of Akanthomyces muscarius, 996 nucleotides long. RefSeq lists its product as uncharacterized. Gene Ontology annotation, biological process: regulation of transcription by RNA polymerase II. The record is from RefSeq and is a predicted model, not a curated record. Gene Ontology annotation, cellular component: mediator complex; core mediator complex. The coding region runs from base 1 to 996 and encodes 331 amino acids. The transcript is spliced from 2 exons. NCBI's taxonomy places the organism in Eukaryota, Fungi, Ascomycota, Sordariomycetes, Hypocreales, Cordycipitaceae. Gene Ontology annotation, molecular function: transcription coactivator activity.
AUGGACAGUAAAAACGAACCGCCUCUCGACGAGAUCCAAUGGCGCUCGCCGCUGCUCAUCCAGCAGAUGGGAGGCCUGCACUCCAACACGAUCCUCUUUUACUUUGCCGAGUCGCCUUUCUUUGAGCGCACCUCCAACAACGCCGUCAUCAUGAGCCAAGCCAUGAAUAACAUGUCCAUGUACCAUUUUAUCCAGACUCGCGAAGCCUUUGAAGGGCGACUAAAAACUAUGUCUGGGCUCGAGUUUAUCGUCGGUGAGGAGCCCGCCGAGUCGGGGCCGGGUAUGGGAACCGGUGUCUGGGUCAUUCGCAAGCAAACGAGACGAAAGCGCUACCAGGAAGAGGACGAGAUUACGGUGCACGCGUCGUAUUUUGUCGUCAAUGAAAAUAUAUACAUGGCGCCCACGCUUGCAGAUAUUCUUGCAUCACGAAUCAUGACGAUAUCCUCCGCCAUCGCCAAAGCCCUCCCGGCCGCCGAAGCCGCACGACAAUGGCGCCCAUCCGGCGGCCAUAGCUACAAACCGCCGCCUGCCCCUACCUCCGGGCCAGCAGGCGCCCUCCAAGCCGCGCGCAAUCGCAUGCACGAACCGAAAGAGGGUACGCCAGCGCCUGGCGCCCCCACCACUGCAAACAAGGGCGCAGCAGCCGCUGCGCCGCCCAAUGUGCAAGAGCUGUCGCUGGAGCGGUCCGCGGAGGAGUCGUUCUGGGUACACAUGCGGCACGGCGGCGAGUACCUCGACGAGAACCCUAUUACGGGUCGGCCGGGCGAGUUCCAUCUGUCGUCAACCGGGCGCAAACCCGCCGUGGCGCCGCAGGUUGCCAACAAGGCGCCGACGGGCAUCAGUGCCAUGACGGGCCCGCCGCGACUCAACACAAAGGUGGACGAUAACAAGAAGGAGGGCAAGACGGAGAAGACGCCGCGGUCGGCGAUGCCGAAACCGAAGCGCAAGAAGAGCAAGCUUGGCGGCAGCGGGACGCGUACGCCUACGGCAGCAUGA